AUGAUAUCAUCGAGCACAAACCCUGAUCGAACUUACAAAUUUUAUACUGGCAAAACAGUUUACGAAUUUGGAACUGUUAAUCAAACUAAAGAAGUUUUUUUUCCAUUAACUGUUCGACAUUUAUUAGCAAUUGCAGGAGAUGGUAUCAAAUGGCUUCAUCCAGGUUCAUACGACGUUCUCAUCGGUCAACAACAUAUGCAUACAAUUAAAUUAUAUGGACAAUCGAUUCAAUGGGGAUCGAAGAGACAUGGUUUUCCAUCAAAUGAAAGCAUUUGA
Molecule: messenger RNA, 276 nt
Organism: Rotaria sp. Silwood2
Lineage: Eukaryota; Metazoa; Rotifera; Eurotatoria; Philodinida; Philodinidae
Source: the annotation of a GenBank genome assembly